AUGGCCACUCGUUCAAUUCCAGUAUAUCAAAAGGAUUCCGCUGUUCACAGCCUAGUCACCAAAAUUGUCUCAUGUCUACCGAUCCAUUCCCUUGCAGAAAAUGAUCAAUCGUUCUUCAAAGGAGCCGGAGAAAGUGAUCAUGUUGUUUCCACCGAAGACACCAUAUUUCAUCCCCAGGGCGGAGGUCAGCCCAGCGACAUCGGCGAAAUGAAUCAAAAUAACGAAAUCUCUUUCAGCGUCAAGCAUGCGCGAAAGCUACCCGACAAUCAGAUCUACCACCUUGGAUCAUUUGCAAACCCGCAGAAAUUGUUCAAUGCCGGCGAUGUGGUGUCGCAAAACAUCAACAGCGCCACGCGAAAUUAUCAUUCCCGGUAUCACACAGCCGGGCACAUUCUCGGACUUGCCGUGAAGCAAUUGGAAGACAUCGUUGGUGUUGUGUCGGAGCUGAAAGCCAACCAUGCUCCUGGGAUGGCGUUUGUGGAAUUCCAAGGCCUGAUUGCCGGAGAGCAUAAGGCGGCCAUUCAGGAGAAGGCAUCUGGGCUGAUUGAGGGUAAUCUAGAGGUUAAGGUCGAUUGGUGGGAUAUCGAGACUGCCAAAGCUCGAGGCAUUGCUGUGCCUGAAGGAUCGGCUCCGGAGGAUGGAACAAUUCGUGUGGUGGAUGUGGUCGGCGUCGGGGCGUAUGCUUGUGGCGGAACGCACCUCCCUGAGACUCGUGACAUUGGAGGAAUUGUCGUCAGGAAGAUUAGUAGACAAAAGGGAGUUACUAAGAUCUCUUAUGAGAUUACAGAUGUAUGA
Penicillium olsonii is the source of this 795-nucleotide messenger RNA. The record is from the annotation of a GenBank genome assembly. NCBI's taxonomy places the organism in Eukaryota, Fungi, Ascomycota, Eurotiomycetes, Eurotiales, Aspergillaceae.